AGCUCAAACAAUUUCAAUAGGACAAUUUCUCGCCAUUGCAGGACCUUUUAGAACUCAAAAAGGGAUGAAGUUGACAAUAACCUGGUUGUCAGGCUGCUGGAUGUCUGUGUAACGUGGGAGAGUUCAAUCGGUCCUGUGUGCGGGUUCCUGGGACUUUAAAACCUUUAGCGUGAAUAUCAACAUCCGAGGUCAACAUCGGUCAGCUUGCUCGUCGCGAACCUCCUUGCCAUGAUGUAGGCGUUAAUAACAUAUGUGCGUAGGGUCCCGUCGAUCUUCGAGGGUAGCGUCGCUCAUCAUGCCUACAUGGUCAGAAGCAACCGCAGUGAAGAAAGUGGACAAUGGGGUCUAUGAAGGGUUCCUGUAUGACGACUGGUGCAUCGGUAGUGUUCCCAAUGGCGGCUAUGUGACGGGAAUCAUUAUGGAAGUGGUGAAAACGCACUUCAGCACCACCCUUGCCAAGCAGAACCAGCCGCAUACGAUUGCUCUCCAUGUCGAAUUCCUUCGACGGACGCAAAAGGGCCCCGUUACCUUCAAGGUGGAGGACGUAAAACUCGGUCGACAAACGUCGAUAGUCCACGUUCAUUUGUCUCAGGAGGGACGAGAGGAAGUCAUCGCCUAUGUGACCAACUCCAAUAUCGACACCGAGGAGGGCUUUUCCUUCGACACCGAAUAUAAGCUGACGCCUCCUCCUCCGCCUGUUGACCUAGCCAAGCUUGAGCAGAACAAGGACGAGCACUGGGAGGCCCAUGCGAAGAUGCCCUUCUCCGAGUUUAGAAAGGCCACUCAGAAGGUUGUGUGGCAUUUUCCCCGGAAAGGGCAUGUUGCGAAGAACACUGCUGAUGAAUGGCUGUGCUUCGCCGACGGGACAAGUUUCACAGAUACCAGCAUAGCAUUCGUCGCAGAUAUGUUUCCCCAACUCAUUGAGUCUUACCGAGAUAAGACUCAAGGACCGUUCUGGUAUCCGACGCUGCUCCUGAAUCUGGAUAUCAAGAAAGCUUUGCCUCCCCAGGGUGUAAAAUGGUUAGCCAUUCGAGUACAGAUGAAGAAGAUCAAGAACGGAAGGAUGGAUAUAGAAGUCCACGUCCAUGAUGCUGAGGGUGAUCUCGUGGCGCUCAGCCACCACGUAGGAUUCGUCUUGGACGCAGCAAGGAAUAUGGCCGAACGAAGGAAACCGAAUACCAAGUUAUAGAUGGCACCGCAUGGUCGAUAUUAUAGAUUUGGUUAGACGUAGAAAAUACACCCUAAGCAAUUAUGAUAUGGGUUCGCUGGG
Westerdykella ornata is the source of this 1270-nucleotide messenger RNA. RefSeq lists its product as uncharacterized. The transcript has 2 exons. Lineage: Eukaryota; Fungi; Ascomycota; Dothideomycetes; Pleosporales; Sporormiaceae. Bases 296 to 1189 code for a protein of 297 amino acids. The record is from RefSeq and is a predicted model, not a curated record.